This is a messenger RNA of Saccostrea cuccullata (small rock oyster), 1625 nucleotides long. RefSeq lists its product as uncharacterized. NCBI's taxonomy places the organism in Eukaryota, Metazoa, Mollusca, Bivalvia, Ostreida, Ostreidae. The transcript is spliced from 3 exons. The record is from RefSeq and is a predicted model, not a curated record. The coding region runs from base 259 to 1605 and encodes 448 amino acids.
UCUUACUAAAAGGGGGGUGGCUGUGCAAAGUUUGCAUUGUGUCGUUGUGCUGUCACGGUUUUGUUCGCCAAGGUCGCCAUAUCGUCCUGCGAUAAGGGUAUUGAUCUGAUAGGCUUUUCUAGACAACGUAAGAAUCUAAAUAGAAACCUUCCCACCCAGUCCCUGAUUAAUGUCCGUUUUGUGCCAGUGUCAAAUGUCGCCACCAACGAAAAACAAAAACAGCUGACAACUUUCGGCGGUGUUUAGUUAGUGGAAAUCAUGAAGAAGCAACAUUUCCUCAUUGGAAUUACACUGAUUUGUGUGUUGUUUGUUGUUGUGAGCUUUUAUUCGAGAAGGAUCCAUUCCUCAAACACGAUUUCAGAAGACAUUCCUUUAGAUCGAACGAGAGAAGAACUGAAACCAGCAGAAAAAGAACAAAAACACUAUAUACCCGAGGGUAAUCCUUUUGAUUUGCAUUCACAGAAAAAUGACAACGAUAAUGUCAAACUCAGUCAAUCUAGUCAACCAGCAAAAAUACUGACAACAACAGCUACCUCCCCGACAACAAAAUUAAUGACUACAACAGCAGCAAUAACAAAACAACUCAACGAAAUGAAGCAAAUGUUAUCAUCCCGAAAAGACAAAACUAGUGUUUUAAAAUCAAAUAAUAACACAUUACUAGCAACGAAAAUCAAUCAGGUAGUAAAAGAAAAUUCGUCAAAGUUUUCAAAUUUAGCAAAAGUGAAAAAUACAACAUUGUUGACACCCAAGGUAGGCACUGUCAAUGGCGUGCGUAUUUACUCCUGGAACGGUUCUUGGAGCCUCUCUACCAUGUGCGAGGGGUUAAAGGUCAAAGACUUCCAAGAAGCAACCCUAAACACCAUGUCUGGACAGACACCCAUCUUUGUUUAUUCAGAAACGCAGGACAAAUAUGUCUCUCAUGAUAUCAUACGAACUGGUUGGUGGGAGCAUCACCUCGCGGUUCCCAUGGUUACCAUGAUGCAAAAAGAUCCAUCCUUGACCUUUUUAGAUAUUGGCGCCAAUAUAGGAGCGUUUACAUUAGAAAUCGCAAAAAUGGGUAGGAAGACAAUUUCUGUCGAGCCUUUGAGAGAUAAUAUUCAAAGACUGUGUUGUUCUGUAUAUAAGGGAAAACUUGGAAACCUAAUAACAAUCGUUGCAAAUGCAAUAUCAAACAAACACCUUCAAGUCACACUGGGAAAAGACCUUGACAAUGUAGGCGGGACAUUUGUUAAUAAAGACAACCCUGUAAAAGUAGCCCAGAUAGUUAUGAAUGGUGAGUACUCCACUCCAGUCAACACUAUAUUAUUGGAUGACCUUCUAGGGCUUCCUGAAAAACCAAAACGAGUCUUGAUAAAAAUGGACGUAGAAGGUUAUGAACAAUACGUUUUAGAAGGUGGAACUUAUUUCUUCCAGCAAGUUUUCGUUAAAGCCAUUUUUAUGGAGUGGACAUAUAGUAACAAUCCCUCUAUCAGAGAUUCAAUAAUUAGGUUUAUGGUCAAAAGAAACUUUUUGCCUUACUCAUUGUCAAUGCAUGAAAGCAUACUGGAAUCGCCAUAUGAUGCCUGGCCUGGUAAUAUUGUCUGGAUAAAUCAAAAUAAGGAAUGAAUAAAUCGAUUUCAACCAAA